This is a messenger RNA of Linderina pennispora, 650 nucleotides long. RefSeq lists its product as uncharacterized. The transcript has a single exon. NCBI's taxonomy places the organism in Eukaryota, Fungi, Kickxellomycota, Kickxellomycetes, Kickxellales, Kickxellaceae. The record is from RefSeq and is a predicted model, not a curated record. The annotation marks the transcript as partial.
UCGCAUAUUACAAUGAAGCAUAAGCUCACAUCCCUGAGCUUUGCAGUGUUCUUCCUGCUGCACUCUGCGCGCGCGCAGCAGUACAAGUGCGACCUCGCUGACGGUACGGGCCGUGGCUACAAGGUCAACGGGUCUGAGGCACACCAAUGCGACGACGGCACCUUCUGCUACCAGCUCGGUCAAGGCGUGUACUGCGGUGUAGGCGUCGGCAACACUCUGGCCUCCGACUGCAACUCGAGCCCAGCUUCUGGGCUCUCAACCGGCGGUUUGUGCUCGAACGAGGGCUCUGCUACGUGUCACCAGGAAGACGGCAAGGGCCCAAACUACUUCCGCUGCGUCGAUGGUAAGGCCGAACAGUUUGCGUGCGGCGGCGGCUCGGUAUGUUACCAGAACGGCUCGGGUGUGUUCUGCGGCGUGCCGAGCGAUAGCUCGACAUGUGUACCGGGUGCGGCCAAGUGCGGUGCUGCUGAUGGUCGUAGUGCCGACUUCACAAAGUGCAUUGGCGGUGAGUCGGUUUCGUAUACGUGCGGCGUUGGUCUGACAUGCUAUCAGGAGGGCCCGUUCCAUGUCAGCUGCGGACCGUAUGUGGCCAACAACACGGCUAUUGCUCAUCCGUGCCAGCCAAUUGCGCCCACCGUUGAUUGCUCUGA